GCCUACUUUCUGCCGGAGGAAUGAGUUUAAAUGCAACAGAUAACUGUGGCAAAAAUACACAGUAUCGCGUAGAUCAUCUUCUCAGCGCCGUAGAAAAUGAACUGCAAGCUGGAAUUGAAAAAGGCGAUCCAACGGAAAGAGAACUCAAGGUUACACUGGAAGAGCAAGACUUGUGGAUGAGGUUCAAAGAGCUAAUUAAUGAAAUGAUUGUCACCAAGAAUGGCAGGCGAAUGUUUCCGGUGUUGAAGGUGAGUGUAUCUGGUCUGGAUCCUAAUGCCAUGUACACAUUUCUACUGGACUUCGUGGCAAUUGACAAUCACCGUUGGAAGUAUGUGAAUGGAGAGUGGGUACCAGGUGGCAAACCUGAGCCUCAGGCUCCCAGCUGUGUUUACAUCCACCCAGACUCUCCCAACUUUGGAGCUCACUGGAUGAAGGAUCCAGUGUCCUUUAGCAAAGUCAAGCUAACCAACAAAAUGAACGGAGGGGGCCAGGUUAUGCUAAAUUCGUUGCACAAAUAUGAACCUAGAAUUCAUAUUGUAAGGGUUGGUGGCCCCCAAAGAAUGAUUACCAGCCAUUGCUUUCCAGAGACACAAUUCAUAGCUGUCACUGCUUACCAGAAUGAAGAGAUAACUGCACUUAAAAUCAAGCACAAUCCAUUUGCAAAAGCUUUCCUUGAUGCAAAAGAAAGAAACGAUCACAAAGAACUGAUAGAUGAUGGAAUGGAAGUUCACCAACCAGGCUACCCACAACUAGGCAGCUGGAUGAUUCCGAGUACUGGAACAUUAUGUUCACCAUCUAAUCCUCAUUCUCAGCUUGUGUCCCUUUCUUCUACUCACAACUGUGAUCGAUAUUCUCCUCUUCGGAAUCACCGUUCUGCCCCAUACCCCAAUCCAUACUCACACAGGAACAACUCACCUACAACAAUAGCAGACAACUCAUCUGCCUGCCUUCCCAUACUCCAGUCUCACGACAACUGGUCUAAUCUUCAAAUACCUACUCAUACAGGGAUGCUUCAAAUGACUCAUAAUAUGAGUCAAAGCAACUCCAGCCAGUAUCCAACGUUGUGGUCAGUGAGCAACAGCAGUAUUACACCAGUUUCUCAGUCUGGAGGAAUUUCUAAUGGAGUAGGAUCUCCAUAUUUGAGAAGCUCUACAGCUCAGUACACAUCACUUCCACAUGCCAUCCCAACACCCUCCACAGGAUCCCCACUGUACAAUCAUGGACCACAAGCAGAUAAUGCAGAGACUCAAUAUGAUAUAGCAUCAAAUUCCAGACUGUCUUCCACAUGGACUCAAAUUACACCUCCAAUGUGAAAUAAAGACAUUUCAAACCUCUAGCACAACAUUAUAUUCAGGCCCAGUACAGGAUGAAAAUAUGGGGAAGGAGUGGAGCACCCAUGUGCUGCUGCUAUAUUGCUUGGUCUUACGUCUCGCAAGAUAUUGGAACCACUGAUGUGAUAUCAGAAAUCUGCAAAGGAUAUAAUAAAAAAUUAAGAAACUUUUUUUAUUUGCAACGACUUGCAAUGAGAGCUUGUUCUAUUUUUAUACAUUUAUUGCAGAUCAAAAUGUGAGCAAAUAUGUGUAUUUUAAAAUUUUGCAAAAUAAGAUUUCAGCUAUUUUUCAGGUGUUUAUCAUCAUGAUUAUAAAGAUACUAAGCAUAUUAAUCCUCAUUGUACUCAUCUGUACCAGUUAACUUGCAGAUUAUUAAUUGUCAUUACUAUAGAUUUAUCAUUAUUGCGACCAACUUUUGCAAAUCAUUUUAAUUUGCAUUGUAACUGAGGAUUAAAACAAAGUUAGUUGAGAUGAGAGAUCCUAAAAUAUUUUGUUGCUUAUUUUAUUAGAAUAACUGCCAAAGAUUUAUUUAUUUUCAAGUAAGAACAUACAUAUUUCUUGUGAAUUGUAUGUAAUGUAAAUAUAUUAAUGUA
This is a messenger RNA of Spea bombifrons (plains spadefoot toad), 1924 nucleotides long. RefSeq names its product T-box transcription factor T (gene TBXT). Gene Ontology annotation, cellular component: nucleus. Gene Ontology annotation, biological process: mesoderm formation; somitogenesis; heart morphogenesis. Bases 21 to 1313 code for a protein of 430 amino acids. The transcript has 8 exons. NCBI's taxonomy places the organism in Eukaryota, Metazoa, Chordata, Amphibia, Anura, Pelobatidae. The record is from RefSeq and is a predicted model, not a curated record. Gene Ontology annotation, molecular function: RNA polymerase II cis-regulatory region sequence-specific DNA binding; DNA-binding transcription factor activity, RNA polymerase II-specific.